Molecule: messenger RNA, 1911 nt
Organism: Tachyglossus aculeatus (Australian echidna)
Lineage: Eukaryota; Metazoa; Chordata; Mammalia; Monotremata; Tachyglossidae
Gene: PRKAB1
Product: protein kinase AMP-activated non-catalytic subunit beta 1
Exons: 8
Coding region: 44-865 (273 amino acids)
Biological process (GO): signal transduction
Cellular component (GO): cytoplasm; nucleotide-activated protein kinase complex; nucleus
Molecular function (GO): protein kinase binding
Source: RefSeq, a predicted model, not a curated record
CGGGCUUACGUUGUGUCUGCGGCCCCGGGAUCAGCCGUCAGCCAUGGGGAACACCAGCAGCGAGCGGGAGCGGGCCGGGAUGGAGCGGCACGGGGGCCACAAGGCGGCCCGGGGGGACAGCUCGGGGGGCUCCAUCAAGGACGGGGACCGGCCGAAGAUCCUGAUGGACAGCCCCGAGGACACCGACCUCUUUCACUCCGAGGAGAUCAAGGCUCCCGAGAAAGAAGAGUUCCUCGCCUGGCAGCACGAUUUGGAGGUGAACGACAAAACUCCCACGCAGGCUCGCCCGACAGUGUUUCGUUGGACAGGGGGAGGAAAAGAAGUGUAUUUAUCGGGGUCCUUCAACAAUUGGAGCAAACUUCCCCUUACAAGAAGCCACAAUAACUUUGUCGCGAUCCUGGACCUGCCCGAAGGAGAACAUCAGUACAAGUUCUUCGUGGACGGUCAGUGGACCCACGACCCCUCUGAGCCAGUAGUAACCAGCCAGCUCGGCACGCUCAACAACGUCAUUCAGGUGAAGAAAACGGACUUCGAGGUGUUUGACGCUUUAAUGGUGGACUCCCAAAAGUGCUCCGACAUGUCCGAGUUGUCCAGCUCGCCCCCGGGACCGUAUCACCAAGAGCCCUACGUGAAUAAGCCCGAGGAGCGCUUCAAGGCCCCGCCCAUCCUCCCGCCCCACCUCCUCCAAGUCCUGCUCAACAAGGACACCGGCGUUUCCUGCGAUCCCGCUCUGCUGCCCGAGCCCAACCACGUAAUGCUCAAUCACCUGUACGCCCUGUCUAUCAAGGACGGCGUGAUGGUUCUGAGUGCCACCCACCGCUACAAGAAGAAGUACGUCACCACCUUGCUCUACAAGCCCAUCUGAGGGGCCCGCGCGGCCGGGCCGCCCCCGGGGGAGAAGCUAAUUCUCCAGCCACCCCCUUUCCGAAUCCACGCCCCUCUCCGUGAAGACAGGCUCUCCCCCCCCACUGGCCUACUGGAACGGGAUUAGCCGGUCCGACCGCUAACCGACUCGGAAAAAGCCUCGGGGAUUCGAAAUCUCAGAAGCAGAAGCUAAGUUAUGUAACGUCGAAAGCCAAGUCGCCCGAGAGGCGAUUUCCGUCCGCCCCUCCGCCAUCCAGCCGGAGGGAAGGGCCCAGACAAAGUGUAAUGGGGAGGGAGGGGGGUGGAAUCGUGCUCGGGUAUGACACUUUCUGCUAUUUCGAGAUCAGCGACUUCUUUUUCUAAGCAUAUUAGUGGGGCUUCAACAGGGCGAAGCAUCGAUGUUGGAGUCCUUGCCAGUCCAAGCAAUAGAUUUCCACCACCUCUCAAACUUUCAGGAGGAGAGGUGAAAUUUGUAUUAGGCCUGUUUUGUAGAUGAAGCUAUUACACCUCAGUUUCUCACAUUUUAUGUGCACUAAGUAUUUUUUUAAAGAGAUGGCUGUAUAUACAUAUGUAGAUGUAUCUGUGUGUGUGUGUGUAUAUAUAUAUAUAUAUAUAUACAUUUAUACACAGACACAGUCUUUUAAAGGCAGUUGUUUUUAAUUGCCAGGAUUAAAGUACUGCAGUCAUGUAAAAGUGCUCUUUAAUCUGUUUUUGCAGCAGAUUUUUUUUUUUUAAAAAUGGCUCUCGCUGAUUAUCUGAGGACAAACCAGGGUAGCAUAAAGGUCUACAGCUUUUUAUUCUCAGAUCAGUCAUAGGGCAACCUAAGCCUUUUAUAAAUGAGCCAACCUCCAUUUAGCCGAGGCUUUGCCAAUAACUCUAACGUGGUCUUGGAAAUCAAGGGCAACACCAGGUGAGGCUGGACCUCGAAAUUCUCCCUUCAUUGUAGGCGGGGAGCUUUUCUCCCCACUCCAGUGUAUUGUACUCUCCCAAAUGUCUAGUACAGUGCUCUGCAUCCAGUAAGCACUCUCAAUAAAUGCGAUUGAUGGA